Molecule: messenger RNA, 2304 nt
Organism: Blumeria graminis f. sp. triticale
Lineage: Eukaryota; Fungi; Ascomycota; Leotiomycetes; Helotiales; Erysiphaceae
Source: the annotation of a GenBank genome assembly
AUGCUGUCCAAUCCAACCAACGCCCUUCAUAGCCGACAACGACAACAUAGACGCCAACAAUCAACGCCAACAGCUUUUGAUUCUGUGAAGAUAUCAGAUCUGCCGAAUAUCCAAAGAAAUCAUGGCCACCGACGUGGAAUGAGCUUGGAUCAAAGACGACGACAAACACCUCCACAGGACCGAUUGGUAUGUUCUAUAAAUCCAGGAUUUACAACACCACAGCAUUUAUUGCGAGAGACGCAGCAGCAGAGACUGGUACGCCCGGGCGUUCCAAACGUUCAAUUUGGGGAUGACCACAAUUACCUCAAUUCACCAGUUGUCACUCCUCACAGACACCCUACUGAUCCUAGUUUCCUUCAUCAGUAUGGAGAAAAUUUGCACGAAGCUGCAUAUUUCGGGACUAUCCACCCGCAGAUCGACUUCACCCCUAAUGAAUACCAUUCAAAUACCGACUUUUAUCCCUUUUCACAGGAUUCAUCUCUAGCACCGUCGCCCUCAUAUCUAGAGUUAUCUUCAAGCUUUGGCAACGGUAACAACAACCAUAACUUGGAAAAUGAGACUUACAGUAGACGAAGCUCGGUGAGCCGACGAAUAAGUGAUGGGAUCCUUCACCAAGUUUCCCAGUUCGAAAACUUGGCUCUGCUAUCACCACAGAGACCCUUAACGCCAUCUAACCACAAUAUACCGGGCUAUUACCCGCCUACCCCAACUGAUACUCCACGUACCCAUAUGAUGAAGCAGAGCUACAUGAAUGCCAGAUUCAUGGAUGGCUUUGACACAUCAAUGGAGGAGACCAUCAAACCCAGCGUCUCCCAGAGAUCACGUGGAAUAUUUGAUGACAUGAGAAAUGAAAUCGAAAUGAAACAAAAUGCGAAUCAACCCCAAUCUGGGCCUGUCAUCGAGAAGAGCUCGCUCCAGUCGACACAGGCUCCGAUUCCUACGGAAAACAAUGUUAGCCUCACCUCUCUCAAUUCAGAUUUGAAAACCAAUGAUCAGUUUUGCCAUGGAUCAAAUAUCUCUUCAAACUCAACGAAUAUCUCACCAAUUCUUACCGGAUAUCUUUCUUCUCCUGAAGAAGCACAGAAUUCAUAUCAAACAGUACGAGAAACUGAUUCGAGCAUUAAAACAUGUACAGGACCCCCAGCGCAAUCUUCCUCUCAAUCAAUACAAUCGCGAAGGAAAUCCGCUCAUCGUAAGUCCCAGUCUUCCUCAACACUCAAUAUCGAAGAAGCGAUUACGGAAACUGGCGUCACAAUCGACGAUAUAACUAGAUUUAUAUCUGGACCCGAUCCCCUUGACGGUGGUAAAUGGUUGUGCAUGUACCCCGAAUGUAAUAAGCGUUUUGGAAGGAAAGAAAAUAUCAAAUCCCACGUGCAGACUCAUCUUGGCGACCGUCAGUUCCAAUGUCCAUAUUGCAAGAAAUGCUUUGUUAGACAACAUGAUCUCAAGAGACACGCUAAAAUUCACAGUGGUGUGAAACCAUAUCCUUGCCAGUGUGGAAAUAGCUUUGCGCGCCACGAUGCCCUUACGCGUCACAGACAGAGGGGCAUGUGUAUAGGAGCCUUCGAGGGUGUGGUCAAGAAAGUUGCAAAACGCGGCCGGCCUCGGAAGUACCGCCCGAAUGAUGAUGAAAGACUGGAAAAAUCAGCACGUACACUGAGGAAGAAUCACCUAACAUCUGGAGCUUCAUCCACAUCUGGAUGUUCUGAAAGUGGAGAUGCCCCCUCACCACGUAGUGACUUGGAUGAAAUGCCGGAUAAUAAAACUUACGCUGAUUUUGAGUACUACCAAGCUCCACUGUCGAUCCAAACUUCGAGUUUCCACUACCAACCAACCCGAACGUCUGAAACCUGUUCCUACGGCUCCUCCGCGUUCCUCGAAGCAUCCACUUCUAAAAGACCAGUGAGCACGCAGGGAUCGUACCCUGAAAUAAGCUUAGAAAGUUCGAACGUCCUAAAUCCUCAUCCGCGGAGCAAACAUUUAACCAAUACUAAUAACUUUCCCUCUUCGCCGAUGAUGUGCGAAUCUAAGUCAAGCCCCAGAUCCAGCCACAAAUACUUUUCAAUGGAACUAGGCCCCUCAAGCGACGUAGAUUUUCCAUUGAGUGCUUCUGAAAUGUCAGCACUAUCAGGCUCCGGAGAUGACUUGUUUUUUGAAGCUUUCACGGGUCCCGAAGAGAGCUCUAGAAUCCUUGAUCUUCACUGUGAACAAGAUUUAUCCAUUGGAAAACGAAAUAGUCUUUUCAGCCAUGCGACCAAUGACUUCUUUCCCAUCUCUUCAAACGUGUACUUCGGCAGUAGUUAA